Messenger RNA from Asterias rubens (European starfish), 9993 nucleotides. Its product is annotated as tripartite motif-containing protein 2-like. NCBI's taxonomy places the organism in Eukaryota, Metazoa, Echinodermata, Asteroidea, Forcipulatida, Asteriidae. Gene Ontology annotation, molecular function: ubiquitin protein ligase activity; translation repressor activity; zinc ion binding. Gene Ontology annotation, biological process: proteasome-mediated ubiquitin-dependent protein catabolic process; negative regulation of translation; protein polyubiquitination. The coding region runs from base 547 to 2757 and encodes 736 amino acids. The transcript has 6 exons. The record is from RefSeq and is a predicted model, not a curated record.
GCAAGAUGCUGUAGGCAGCAAGUUUGUAAUGUACAAAUGUAUGUGUGGGUCACUCCAGGAUGGUAGGGCACAUUAACACAUAUUCUUACAUUACAUCACCAGACAGUAGCAGUUCACAUUACUGUGGGUCAAUCCAUGGUCACAUUGACCAAAAUGUUAAUACUCUAUGUGAUGUGAAACACUCUACCCUCUCUACACAGCAGGCCUGGUGUGGUAUAGUCCAGAUGUCCAGGGAAUGAGCAUGGGCCUUGGACCGCAGUCUACAUAGUGAAUCAGGGAGGUGAGCAGAUGUUAUGUACUUGAGACUUGUGUCUGCACAGCUAAGCUUGGGAUAAGAAUACCCUAUAGAGUUAAGAGGCUAUCAGAUCAGAAUUCAAGAUUGGAGAGUCUUGAGGAUCUUCUGGUAUGAUUUGAUCAUCCCCUGCUUCAAUGAUGCUAGGUUUGAAGUUUCAGAUGAGAUGAGAUGAGGCCAUGUGUCUACUCUGCUGAAAGGCCUAAUGCAUCAUGUCGCCAGAGUGAUACAGCAGUGUCACCAACCCUGUCGCCAUGGCAGCGACACAGAGCCCCGUCGUCAAGCAAAUUGAUAAACAGUUCCUAGUCUGUGGCAUCUGCCUAGAGCGGUACCACACCCCUAAGGUACUCCCCUGUCUCCACACCUUCUGCCAAAAGUGCCUGCAGAACUACGUCCCUGCCGAAUCCCUGACCCUCUCCUGCCCUCUCUGUCGUCAGCAAUCCAUCCUCCCAAUCGAAGGGGUGACAGGUCUACAGAACAAUUUCUUCAUCACCAAUCUGAUGGAGGUGUUAGAGGGGCCAGACAGCAGCAGCGACGAUGGGGCCAGCGGAGGGGAUCAGACCCACCACGCCGUGCCUUGUUGCUCCAGUCACGAGGGGGAGCCCUUGGACUAUUACUGUGACGACUGUGAGACGGCCGUGUGCGGCGAGUGCACAGAGUCAGAGCAUGUUGAUCACCCUACAGUGCUUCUGAGUGACAUCAUUGAUGAACACAAGGAGGUCUUAAGGGAUAUACUGGAUAAAGCUAAGGACCAGCUUCCACGUCUUCAGGAUGCCAUUGAGAGAGUGACAACCAUCAACCUCAACCUGGAGGAGAAGAGAAACAAAGCGGAGACGGAGAUAUUGACCUCCUUCGACACCUUAGAGAGGGGAAUCCAAGAGAGAAAAGAAACCCUUAUCAAUGAGCUGAAGGGCACUCAUGAGUCCAAGCAAGAGGUGCUUCACAAACAGCAGGAAAAUCUGGAGAAAGAGCUUCUUAGUAUAGAGCAUAAUUGUGACUUCACUGACCAGGCCCUGCGGAGCGGAAACGAGAUGCAGAUUCUACUCGUCCGGAAACAAAUGGGACAGCGUCUGCGAGAACUAACAGAACAGUGUCAACAUCUCCAGCCGGAGGAGAAUGAUUUCAUUUCCUUUGCCGGUGAUGUCGGCGAGAUGGAGAAGUCAUUGGCCAACCUCGGCACGGUGCGCAGCAACAGCGCCAUUGCCCAUCAGACGAUAGCCGUUGGGGAGGGGCUGAAGCGAGCCUUCAGUGGGGAGCAGAUGAUUGUUACGAUAACAACGAAGAACUAUAAAGGGGUCUUAAUAACCAUUGGAGGAGCUGAGAUCUGUGCCCAGCUAUUCUCCUCAGACGGUGGGGUUCAUGAUACACGAGUGAUUGAUAACAAGAACGGUACGUAUGACGUCUUGUAUACAAUACAUAAAGAAGGCCCACAUCAACUGAGUAUAAAACUCUUUGGACGACACAUCAAGGGGAGCCCCUUUAAGUUGCGCGUGUUGAGGGAGAGCAGCUCAUCCAGUCCUAAGUCACCGACGAGUAAGAUCCCACGGAGUAACAUCAAACAACGUGCAAUGAGAAGACCACAGAGCGCUGCCGGAUCGCUGAGAGUCUAUCGUAAAUCCAACCCCAUGGAGGACGAUCUGGUACUCAUCAUGGGUCAGAGAGGGCGCAAUAAAGGGGAGUUCACAAACCCACAGGGUGUAGGGACAACCGCUGCCAAUGGUGGCCGGAUUGUGGUUGCAGAUAGUAACAAUCAGUGCAUACAAGUCUUCAAUAAUACUGGCGACUGCAAACACAAGUUUGGCAUCCGAGGUCGCAGCAAUGGCCAGCUGCAGCGGCCCACCGGAGUUGCAUUCACAGCAUCUGGAAACUACGUUGUUGCGGACUACGACAACAAAUGGGUGAAUAUCUUCGGACCGGACGGCAAGUUCAUCAAUAAGAUCGGCACGGGAAAGCUCAUCGGACCAAAGGGAGUCUGCGUGGACAGUAACAACAACAUCAUCGUCGUCGACAACAAGUCUAGCACCAUCUUGAUCUUCACAUCAACAGGAAAGCUCCUCAACAAGUUUGGAUCUAGAGGAGCUGAGGACCAACAGCUGUGUGGACCUCACUUUGUGGAUGUCAAUAACAGUAACCAGAUAGUGGUGUCAGACUUCCAUAAUCACUGCAUUAAGGUAUUUGAGCAAGAUGGGCAGCUAGUGACAAUGUUUGGCUCAAGGGGUGAGGGGAAUGGACAGUUCAAUGCUCCUACAGGUGUUGCGGUUGACCUCAUCGGGAAUAUCAUUGUAGCUGACUGGGGUAACAGCAGAAUUCAGGUCUUUGAUCAUACAGGUUCCUUCCUCUCCUAUGUCAACACCACCGGGGAUCCUCUCUACGGCCCGCAGGAUCUGGCCAUCACCAGCGACGGUCACGUAGCUGUGGCAGACUCGGGUAACCACUGUGUCAAGGUAUACAAGUACUUGCAGUAGAAGGUACGCCAGUGUCCCUAUGUUCCAUGCAGAGGGCUUAUGGAUAUGUUAUGUAGCGGGAGCGCGGCAAGAAGCGGGUCAUGGCAGUAUUAAAAAUGAGUUGGCUAUGUAUGAGUGACAUAAGAAAUACCUACACACUCUUAAAAUAACGUCCAAACAAGUUUCUGCAACUUUUGUCUGUAGAAUUCUAAAAAAGCAUGCAAGGAAUUUUAGAGUAGAGAAAGAUGCAUGUGUAGAAUUUAGAUAUUGAGAUGUUAAGGCAGCACUAUUUUCUAAACGGGGCUAUUUCAUUGAUGAAUUAGAGCAGGCCUCUGGCUGUACAGGGAAUAAUAAGCUCUCACCAAGUUACUGUACGCUUGUGUAUCAUUGGUGACUUGUGCUGUAACUGGGUGAGAGUUCAUAAUUCCAUGUACAGCCACUGGCCUGCCUCCAUCAAGAUGACACAGUCCCUUUAAGUUAUAAAGAUACCACUGACCAUGCACUGACCCCUGCUUUAAGCAGGAUUGAAAGAUAACGAAAUACCGAAUGUAGUAAAGCAUCUUUCUACAUUAAACUUUUCUGCACCAGGUUUCACCUUGAUUUCCUUUUUUUGUAAGAUUCAUCCAAACCAGGUGAGAUGUACACUGGCAGAUCUCAGCCAAGAAAUGUAAAAUGAAAAAAAGUCUUCAUACUGAAUUAGUUUAUAGAUUCUCAACACCAUGCAUCUUUUUCUGAUUCAUUGUUUGAAUAUGUGAAAACACACUCAAGCAACUGGACUUUAUUAAAACUAAUACCAUAGCCAACUCAUUGUAGCAUUGUAGUUAAAAACCAAACAACAUUCUUCUGGUAUGAAUAACCCCAAUUUGAAAUAAGCCGCGUCUAAGUGAUUUUCAAGACAAGUAAAACAUACGGCUAAAAUUCAUGUGCAAAUUUAUGCCUGAAACAAUUUAUCAAGAGUUUAACAACUGUCACAAAUUUUGACAGAUCAUGUUACAAUUGGAUAUGGUUCACAUCUUUGGAUGAUCACGCUUUUGCUUUAUGCAUGGAAUUAUUAUUUUUGUAUACUUUAUGUUAUAGUUUUGCUGCAUAUAUUGUGUAUGUAAAAAUGUACAUUUCUUUUGGAAAUAAAUGUACAGUCAAAACAAUGCUUGCUAACGUUUUUUUUCUACCUUUGAUCAAAAGAGUUGUGUAUAUUUAUUUGUAAUGUAAAACAAAGAUGUAAUAUAUUACUUUUGCAUAAGUGUUAAUAGAAUGCCAACAGUGAUUUUUUUUCUUCUCUUUGUUUUGAUAGAAAGUACUUUAACAAUUUGUUUGCUUUAUCUUUCUGAAAAACUACUUGCAGCAUGUUUUCCUUUUCUUUGGAGUUUCACUGGUUCAAAACUGAUAUCCAAGUUAACCACACAGAACAUAACUUGCUUUAAAACUUUUCAGAAUUAUUCAAAUGGGGAGUUGAUAGCUUCUUGCAUGUUUUGUGUCGUCGUUGUUGUUGUUGUUGUUGUGGUUUUUGUUUUUGGUUGUUGUUGUUGUUGUUUUUCCCAUACACCUCAGCAUAAUUUGUUUGACAGAAUUUAAUUUGUAACAUUUCUGGGGCUAAUGGUCGAAAGCGGGACACUUGGCUGUUCAGGACCUCCAAAUGAUGAGAAGAGAAGUAUCAAAUCCCAGGGUCGGGAUGACUAAUCUUUUGAGAUAGCAAACAACCAUAAUUGCUUCUCUCUACCCGGGAGGGUAAAUGGAUAUCUAGAGGGCCGAGAUGGACUCUUAAAAUGAAGUAGGCACAUUUUGUUCAGGUUGACCUGAGAGGAAAAGUCCCCUUUGUGUACUCAAAGUGGCCAUGCUCAUGUUGUUUACUGCAUUAAAAUACACACAAAUCGAACUUAUCAAGAAAAACAAAAAAUAUUUGUUCUUUUGAGCCUCAGUGUGAUCUUUUUGAGGUAAAGCCCAACAUGGCUAUUCUACGCAUGAUGAAGGACUCCCUUUGGGUAGAAGCUUGUAUAUUCACUCACAGUUACACUUAUUUGUCUGCACCUCUAAACACACUGCAUGUGCAUGUUUAAUUCGUUGCCAUCAUUGAGUGCUCUGUUGAUACAUUUCUUUGCAAUAGUUUGAAUAUUUUUCUCAUUCCAAAGCUCUGAUUAGAAAUUGUACCAUACUUAAACGUGCCAAAGGCAGGCAUGAUGCCAACUUAGCCUGGGAAAAUUGUGUACAUAGGUGUAAACAAAAGAAGAAAAAAAAGAGGAAAAUAUAUGCACAAAUAUUAAUCCAUAUUCGCGAAUGCUCUAAUACUGCCGUGCCUUUCUUCUCAAUUGAUAAGAGUGCUGUUAAUGGAUGUCAAACUUGGUAUGUGUCUGGUAUAUUUCCGCAAAUAUUUUGCUGCCAUUAAACUUGGUAAAGUGGCGUCAUUUGCAAUGACAAGCUUUGUUUCUCUAACCCUCUGUUUGGUUAGACACAAGGGAGCCAAUGGGGGAAAUACUCCCCAGCUUUUACACAGGAGAAAAACUGAAUACUUCGAUUUUUAAAGCAACAUGAUCAUUCACUGUUGUAUUAAAAAGAAGUAGCAACAUGAUCGUUCACUGUUGUAUUAAAAUAACAACCCUUUUUUAAUUUGAAAACAAAGUGCUGUAAGUGGUUUCAGUAUCACUGUCUCCAUUCAGUUUCAGAUUUCAAAUCAGUUUCCUUGGCAAUCACAUUUAACUCCAUAAUUGCACUAUUAUGGCACAAUUUGUGGAUAAUGAAUUUGAUCAAAACGAAAUGGGAUAGUGCAGAGAAACAGUUUUGAAAAUUGCCUCCGUUGCCAAUUCUGCAUGCCAAGUUUUACCUCUGUGAUGACAUUGCUUGCAAACCCAGUACUAUUUUAAACAAAAAAACAGCGAGCAACUUGAUGAUAAGGUUUGGAGUAGUGGGCAUUUAGUGCUGGGUGACAAGCAAGAUGCACUCAUGUAACUCGAUGCUUUCUUAAAAAAUAGGAAAAGGGGAAGGGAAUAUUGAUGUGUAUAUACAUAGAGCUCUCUGCAUGAAACUACUAACAGGAAUGAACCGAACCGGAAUAAACUGGAUUGAGCUGGUUGACACUGGCCGGCGCUGGAUCUAAGUGGGCCCUGGUGCUGUCCUGUUUGCCUCUGUAAUUCAUGCAUGUUGUCAUGGUAGCAAAAAACUAUUGGGAAGUGAACUAACAGCUAUUAGUCAUAAACAUGUAAAAACAUAUUUACAAACAUUUAUAAAUUUCCGCUAAAAAUAAUGUUGAAAUGAUGGCUUCAUCCAUUCAUACAUUUGCUAAUAAUACUAAUACUACUAACAUAUCAUUCACACCAGUCAAUACUAACCGUUCUUAUUUUUGAUCCUAAGUAAAAAGACCUUGUCACAUAAAAGCAAGUUGGACAAUAGUUUGGCAAUAGUUCACAAGGAUUUGACAAACAUCAUUUUUGUAUCAUUCAGCUAUGUGCACAUCUUUAACAUAACUAACAAAAUCAUGAGGAAGCAAAAUUUCUCAGGGGUUCCACAAAUAUGCUUAAAAUGUUUGUUACUCAUAAAUGACAAGGGGGUUACUCAUAAAAGAAAAGGGGGAGAAUAAGAUAAAUAGGAUAACAAAAUGUCACAGUGGUUUUCAUUCCCCUUACAGUACUCAUGGAUGGGUUUCAAAUCUCUAACAAGUGGAGCAGUUGUCUUUAGUAGAUGUUAAAAUUUCAUCAGGGAAACAGUACUUGUGUAACCCAUACACCAAUGUGUGUUUAAAGUUUGUGGGCAGCACUCGUCCAAAAUAACGUUUCGCCAAUGUUAUUAUUUACCGACAUCACUUGAAAAGAUGAAUUUUCUCACUUUUCAACAUCUGAAUAAAACAUUCUAUCACAGGCUUAACAUUGAUAUUGAAAACUUGACAAGUCAAUCUUAUUGGAGAACUUAAUGAUGAAAGAGAACUUGUAAUCAAAUGCAAUUGCAGUUGCUCAGUUCCAAGGUUAGAGAAAGUUGGUUGGUUGGUUGGCUGGCUGGCUAACUUGUUUUCGAGCGCUGUCCUCAAAAAGAAAAAUCACUAAAGUAGUCACAGCUCUCAUCUUAGUACAAUCAAAAUUAUUGAGUCACAUUGUUGUCAAGGCUUGUAAUGUUUGGUUGGUCCUUAGUUGUCCAGAAUAGUCAACAGCCAUUUAAAUUACAAAGGAACAAGCAAGAACAUAUCAUAUAUGAAAAAACAUUGUCAAAGAAUUUACAAAGAUUUAUUCACACAGUCUACAGUAAUGAUAACCAUAAAACAUAAAGUAAUAUUUGACAUUUCUUGAGUUUUGGGUUGCCAUGACUUUCGACAUUGCCCAUUGUUAUUGGUCAAACAAGCAGCACCCGGGUCUUCGGCUUAGCCAGCGUGUGACGGUACCUGUAUACUGCAAGCUACCUGUCGAACUUGCUAGCUAAGUACAACAAAACUGGUGUUUAUGCUUGUAACUAUUGGGGAUAAUGUAUUUAUAAGGCAAUAUUCUAGUGCAGUUAAAGGCGUUUUAUCGGUACUUGUGAAAAGAGCCAAAUUGAAGGAUUUGUCUUUAAGAACAAUAUUUCCUUUCUGAAAUUUGAACCCUUGGGAAAUUAAAGCUUUGAUGUGAGCUCAGCCCCCCCACCCCCUUAACCCCAGUGCAUUUGUAUGUAGACUGGUAAAUUGGUGUAGAGGUUUAUUUUCCUUGCCUGCCACUUGGACCCAGGUUCAGAUCCUGGCAAGGCAUUAUGUGAUUUGAGGUUUUCAGUUCCUUCCGCCAACAUCAUAAAUUGAAACUUCCAUGUUUUCUCAACAUACAGUUCUCUGUUCUAAGAACCCAUGGUUCCACAACCAGAAUUAAGUAAAAUGUGCCAAUCUAUAGCUUGAAAGUGCAAUGAACUGGGAGAGAUCACACAGGGUUCUUUUUGCUUCAUUAUCAAUUUUGACCUAGCAGGUAAUACAAACCACAAAGGAAGCUGUAAUUUUGGAUGGUCAAUUUAUUGAAUGCUUGCAAGCACAGGGAGCGAGCAUACUCCCUCGAAAUAAAGACCACCUUCAAUUCGUAGCAAUGAUAAAUCAGGAAUCGAUUCCACAAAGUACUUUAUAAUAAGAUUCAUGCGCGUAAGAUGAGUAAAUUGUUGAUUUGGACAAGGUGAUUUGUAACGUUAUGUCACACUUUACAAUUAAGCAGUUUAGAUUGAAACACAGAAACUCAGUCCUAGCUUUUGAAAAAUUGGUUCCAGUGCCAAAUUUCGUAGAGCAAACAAUUAUGGUAGCAAGCUUAUUUCGGUAAGCUUAAUUUUGCUAUGCUUAGCUACUUAUUCGAUUAAGCACAUCAAAUAGCUAAGCACAAUACAACUAUGCUAACCAGAAUAAGAAUAUCGGCAAAAAUACCAUGUCACAUGUACAAUCUUUGACUAGUGUCCUUCUUAUUGCUGCUAAGCAGAAACAUUUUAAGCAACACUGUCUGCUUUAGCAACUCUAUGAAAUGUGGCUCUGGUCUGGGGUGCUGUCCGCUUGCCCAAACGUUUGCGCAAACGUUUGUAAGUGUGUGUUGCGCAGAACGAAAUGCGCUGUAUAAUUGUAUGCCCAAUCCAAUCAAUUUUUUGAAUCAAUCAUUUGGCAGUAUUUACAAUGAAUACUCCUUGUGUUGGUCAAUAAUUGUCGUCUGAUCUUAAAAGUACAUUCAUUGUAUGUCAGUUAAGUUACUUAUGUACUUGUACUUAAUUUGUUCAACUUUUUAAAAGUUCGCCGAGUGGUGUUUUUAUGACAGAAAGUUACAAUUCUGAGAAGAAGUUGAGUCUUUGGAGAAUGUAUGUAAAAACCAAGCUCAAUAUUAUGUUUGAAGUUUUCUUGCAUAAAUCCUCUAUGAAACACUUGCUCAAUACUUACUCAAUGCAACUCGCGCAGGCUUGUGGGUCCAAUUUCAUACAGCUGCAUGCUUAGAAAGAAAAUUUUGCUGCUUAGCAAAAGUGAGGAGGAUACCAGGCAGUCUCAACAUGUGACAUGGCUGUUAGGUUGGCAACCUUAUUCUGCACAAUUUGAUUUUGCUUAGCUUUUUUUCUGUUUAAGCAGCUCUAUGAAAUUGGGUGUAGAACUGCGUCGCACUUUACAAAAAUAUGAAACAUGGGCCAAGAUCGAUGAGAAAACAUCUGUAGCUUUUAUAAGAUUUUUCACAAAUAUAUCUGAUGGUAUGAUUGUAAAGUAAAAGAAUUGUUUGCAGUCGUCAUUCAGUUUGGUUAGACAAUUCAUGAAUAAAUUAAAAAAUAAUAUGUGUAAAUGUGUUAUGUCAAAUCGCUGAGAAAGACGAUGGCUCAAGUGUGCUGUUAUAAAAUUUUACUAUUUCACACCCGGUUAAUAAUUGUGUGUUUAAGUAGGACAAGGAAAAACCCUGCCAACACACAGAUUUUCCGAGGCUUUAUUCACUUGGAACUGAUAAACACUAGAACCAAACCAAGAAUUGCCCUAAAAGCUGAGGCAGUUAGAUGGUCUGAACCAAUCACACGCCUUUGCCAGGCAUUUCGGCUGCAAGCCAAACAUGUUUUCCAACAACUCGUGCUAAAUUGGCCCAACUGGUUAGUGGUUAACAGUCGUUCAUAACAUUUGUCAACAAGCAUUAAAACACUCGAACCCUUAUAAUUAGAUGAAACCUUUUGGCGACCAAAGAUAACUGGUUUAUACGACGCCCUGAAAUUCGAAGCUUAUUCCAUGUUUGUGCAAGACAAUUGCCUUAGCUAUGAAAGCAAGUUUAGUGCAAUAUUUAGCAAGUUGUAAUAUUUUGGCAUGGAGUUUUGCAGUUGUAGUUUUAAGAGAGUAUUAACAGUGUACAUGUACAGUACUGCAGAUGUGUAAUAAGAUGCAAAAUAAUAAUUAUAUUAAUUAUGAAUUAAAAGUAGUUGGUCCUAUUUAAGAUAUCUGUAAAGUAAAAGUGGGAUGGUUACAGGAUUUUUGAAGUUGGAAUAUCCAGGGCAUUGUGAGUAUUUUUCUCAAGGGACUAAUUGUAACAACUCAUAACUCAUAACUAGCUCAUAACUCAGUACUCAUGAAACUCAUGUCAGCUGUAACAAUUGACUGUAACCCCAAACCUGCCCAUCCAUUUGUAUUAUGUUGAUUGCAUUCUGAUAGACGCAUCAUUCUAUGCAAUAUCGAUGAUGAUUUUACUGUCUGUGAUUAUAAAGUGACAAGUUUUAUUAACAGAAAAACAAUAAUUAUGUAACUGUUGGUGAACUGUGAAGAUUUAAAGCGUUAUGUGACAGGCAAAUUAAAAAAACAUCUAAAAAAAAUGUGGAAACAUGUUAAUGAGA